UCCAAUCUGUUUCCGGAAGUGACGCUAAAAGGCCCUCCCCGAGGAAGUGACGUCGGGCGUGCCCUUGACGGGCGGGGAGGGCUGGGCUGUGCGUCCCUCUGCUCGCGCUGCAGGGAGAUGGCUCAGCGACUUCUUCUGAGGAGGUUCCUGACUUCAGUCAUCUCUGGGAAGCACCCUCAGGCUCGGUGGGCACCUCUCACCUCCAAGGCCCUGCAGACCGCACAGUGCAGGCCUGGUGACCUGACAGUAACACCCAGCCCAGCCCGAACAAUAUACACCACCAGAGUCUGUUCAACCACCUUCAACAUCCAGGAUGGGCCUGACUUUCAAGAUCGAGUUGUUAACAGUGAGACACCAGUGGUUGUGGAUUUCCAUGCACAGUGGUGUGGUCCCUGCAAGAUCCUGGGGCCAAGGUUAGAGAAGAUGGUGGCCAAGCAACGCGGGAAGGUGGUGAUGGCCAAGGUGGAUAUUGACGACCAUACAGACCUUGCCAUCGAGUAUGAGGUGUCAGCUGUGCCUACUGUGCUGGCCAUCAAGAAUGGGGACGUGGUGGACAAAUUUGUGGGCAUCAAAGAUGAAGAUCAGCUGGAGGCCUUCCUGAAGAAGCUGAUUGGCUGACAGGCAGGGUAGAGUCCUGACUGCCCUUGCCCGCCUGGGACCCUGUCCUGGGAAGGAGCCCAGUAGAACGCAACCCUUGUGUGCCAGCCCUACCUGCCCCUCCCUUCUGUCUGGCCCCUGUGGGCCUGUGCUUUGGAAACCAGCCUCCGAACAUGGGACCCACCAGUGCUUCUAAGCUGGCCAACUGCCAGGGUGACCAGCAAAGGAGGGGUGAGCUGCCGUUCUGGAGAUGCCGUCUUCCUGCCUAUCUCCUUUUGUGUGCUCCCUCUAGGGCCUUUUGCUGUUCUCUAGGAAGCUAGAGAGAGCCCAAGGAGCAGACUGUCCACAUGGGACAGCUCAGUCCCCACCUCCUGGUCCCUUUUGAUCUGAAUGCUCAGAUAGGCUCAUCUGCCUCCUGCAUUUUCCUUUCCUGCUGCUGUUUUGUGUAAAGAAAAGGAAGGAAACAAGAAGCCAAACAAAUGAGAGGAAGUACAAUUCUCUCCUUUUUUGUAGGUUUGUAAUAAAGAACUUCAUGUGACCCCUUCUACUCCUGCUAUGGAGAGCAGACCCUGUUCCCCACACUAACCCCCUGCGGCCACCUGUCCCCACUUCCUAGGUGCGAGGGCAGAGGGUAGCAUGGGGCUGUGGGCUCUCUCGCUGACCAACCCAUUGGUUCUCAGAGCAGGAGGCACAACUGUGAACAAACCAGACCAAUAAAACCAGGGUUUGUACUGUCGACAGCUUCCAUUUUGUGGGUGCUGAAGGUCCUGAGUGGGUCCCUUCCCCAGGCUCCAGUGCUGUCCUGUUUCAUCUUCCUCCUCUGACCAGCUCUUAAUGUGUUAUCCACAAUGUGCAUCAUACAUCCCAUACCCUCAGGAUGUUGGCUCUGUUACCCAGACACACGGACAUGGGGCACAAAUGGGUUUCCACCCAGAUGUGGUCACCUCUGCAACCUGGACCUUUAUCAUCCAUCCCCUUCACCCUUGUAGGG
This is a messenger RNA of Castor canadensis (American beaver), 1588 nucleotides long. RefSeq names its product thioredoxin 2 (gene Txn2). The record is from RefSeq and is a predicted model, not a curated record. Gene Ontology annotation, cellular component: mitochondrion. NCBI's taxonomy places the organism in Eukaryota, Metazoa, Chordata, Mammalia, Rodentia, Castoridae. Gene Ontology annotation, biological process: cell redox homeostasis. Gene Ontology annotation, molecular function: protein-disulfide reductase activity.